Messenger RNA from Rhopilema esculentum, 2039 nucleotides. Its product is annotated as RPA-interacting protein A. Gene Ontology annotation, biological process: protein import into nucleus. NCBI's taxonomy places the organism in Eukaryota, Metazoa, Cnidaria, Scyphozoa, Rhizostomeae, Rhizostomatidae. The record is from RefSeq and is a predicted model, not a curated record. Gene Ontology annotation, cellular component: nucleus.
ACGUGAUUGCGAGGUUACGCGCAGAUUUUGCUGCAGCGGGAAAAAUUAUGUAUUUCUUUUCUGAUCAUCAUUGUAAUAAAAUGGAGGUAGAAAUAAGUUUCAACCAAGAAAAGGGCUCACCACAGCCUUCAAGUUCUUCGGGAGGAUCAAGUACACACAGAGAAUCUUGCAAAAGAACUCCGAGGUCAUGGAAGGAGAAGUUCAGAAAGGCAUGCAUUCAUAGAUUGAGGCAAAACAGGCAUACACUGGUUGAAAAGCUUAGAAAAUGUAACAUCGAGGUAAACCAAUCUCCAGACAUAACAAGUAAAAAGUUUAUUGAAGAUCUAAUGCAAGAUGAAUGGAUGGAUAUCAAGGCAAAUCAAGACAGUCCAGAUAUACAGUGUGCUUGUUGUUCACAAAAGUAUCCAGAAGACCCUGAAGAUAGUAUUGAUCGGAUAUUUGAAGUUAUGAAUGAAAUAAGAGAAGAAUUGAUGAAAGAAGAAAGACUGAUUUUACAAGAAUUUAAUGAGCUAGAAAAUUUUGAUGAAAAAUAUCUUUGUGCUGCUAUUGAAUGCUUGGAUAGAGACUAUGUUAUCUGUCCAGUUUGCAAACGGCAUCAGUUGUUGCAGAGUAGACAGGUCUUCUUCUGUUCCUGUGGUGUUCGCAUAGACACAGGGUAUGAUGCAAUUACGCUGAGCUAUGUUCGAAAUCAAAUCGAGGCAACAACCCAAGAACAUGGGUCAAGAUGCAACAGCGAAGCAGUAUUUUCUGUGCUAAAGAUUGAAGAACUGGAUUUGCACAACCUAGUACUACAAUGCCAGUUGUGUGGUUUCAUGUCUAUUGUUGUCUAAAGAUCUGUUCGUUCUGCAAUGCAUUUAUUCAAGUGACGUUAAAUCUUCAGUACAAAUGAAACUUUUAAUGGUAUGGGAAUGCAGCGUGUACCACGUUUGCGUGGCCGUAGCUCGAAGUACUUUGUCAUCAUGUUCACAGUGCAAAAACGUUGCCAAAGUAUUAUAACAUUGUUCUAUUGUACAUGUAUGCUUGUUUUAUGAAAAUUGAUCUGUACAUUAAAUAAUAAAAAUUGUUAAUUAAAUAGAUGCUGUUGUGGUUUCGUGAACACAGGGGUUUCGUGAGAGUUUCCAGUUAAAUGUAUAUUAUUUUGUCCUCUGGGUACCAGAGCCACAUAAAUUCAAGAGGAAACAGGACAUAGGAUUGGAGAAGCGUAGCCGCUCCUCCGCUUCUCUGUUUGGCAUUCUGUUUACAUGCUCGAAAUUUUGUGGCUCUGGUACCCAGGGUAAUUAUUUUGUAGAAAAAGAAAAUCUUUAGAAUGCAAUACGCUUCUAGGUUUUGAGCUACAUUGCCCACCAAAGUAUUGAUACCAUACGCCAAAUAUUUGUUUAUAUUGGUUCCCAUGUCUAUUAAAUACUUUUUAGGCAAAAAUUGUAUUUAUGCCCUUCAAUUUCUGGGAGAAUAUUUCGUUCGAAAUAGUUUAUUGAUAUAGCUGUUUAAAAAGAGCUUUUUGAUAACCCACUGUUUAUGAAAAAUUCCUGUCUCAAAUUUUAAUGACAUUUUAUUGUACGCUUUCGUGUUAAAACUUGUAAAAACUAAUAGAAAAUGUAAAUUUUCAAUUUCAGUGUCUUUCUUCUUUGCUUUUUUCUUUGAUAUAGUUUGUUUUGUUGUAUAUUUAAGUAAUUAUGUUAAUAUUAAAAUUGAGCAGAUGUACACUGAAUGUAUUCUUGCUUGAAGCAAUCUUGGUGGGAAUUGUUGCCCUUGUCAAUACACCACCUGCAGGCCAGCGUUUUGCUUGUUUGGAGGAGAUGAAAAUACCCCUGUCUUCUCGACGAAACUGAAAUGUUUUGAUAGUUACUCGUUAAGAGGGUCCAUAAGAUCUAUCCUCUAUUUCCCCUUCAUAUUCUUAAUAUUUUUGUUAAUCCUUCCUCCUUGACUAAAUUUUUAUUACACUGGCAAACCAAGCUUAUAAAAGACCAUCCUAAACUCUUUUCAUAAAAUUUUUUAGUGAAAAUGUUAAAAUUUGUCACAGCUUUUUCCUGUUUCAAGAG